AUGAAUUCAAAGCUGCAAGCAAUCUACGAAUGGGGAUCACAGUGGCAAGUAAAAAUUGGCCCCAACAAGACCCAGACAAUGGUUAUAUCCCGCUCUCCAGCUGCAUCAGACGUCAUGAAGGACAAAAUCUUCAUGAAUAACAUCGCCCUUCCACUCGAGGACUUUAUCUCAGUCCUCGGUGUAGACAUAGACAGUGGUCUAAGAUUUAACAGGCACGUCAGCAGGAUCUGCAAAACAGCUUCUUUGAAGGUGACAGCCCUUCGACGCAUAUCCCACCUCUUAAAUCCUCAGGGAAUACUUACACUAUACAAGUCCCAGAUCAGACCCCAUUUAGAAUAUGCCUCGUUGGCCUGGUCGUCUACUGCGCCCACCAGCCUCAACAGGCUGGACAAAAUAGAAAAACGGGCUCUCGGGCUUAUCCAGGAAGCCAAUCUUCGCCACAUCGACGCGCUGGAACAUCGUCGCGACGUCGGGGCUCUAACGGUGCUCCACAAGGCUCAGGUGCAGCAGGUGCCUCAUCUAGCCAGCCUCCGUCUCCCACCCCACGGCCGAGAGAGAAGUACGAGAACGGUACAGUCUAAUCGGCUCCUGGUGGAAGUUCCGAGGUCGCGGUCUAGCCAGCAUCAGCGCACCUUCUCUGCCAGAACAGCACGUCUGUGGAAUGCAUUCACAUCCACUAUCGAUGUCGCCGAAAUGACCACGCAACAAGUGAAGACAGCGGCACACCGAUGGCGGUCGAGCAAACCAUCACCUCUUAACUUUGUUAUAUAA
This is a messenger RNA of Penaeus monodon (black tiger shrimp), 771 nucleotides long. RefSeq lists its product as uncharacterized. The record is from RefSeq and is a predicted model, not a curated record. Lineage: Eukaryota; Metazoa; Arthropoda; Malacostraca; Decapoda; Penaeidae. The coding region runs from base 1 to 771 and encodes 256 amino acids. The transcript has a single exon.